AUGAACAUUUCAUGGUUGAUAGAAGGGAAGAACUGUGUGAUGUCAAAAGCCAGUGCGCUAGUCUGGAGACCCUUAACCCACCAUAUCCAUGGUGAGGCACACAAGUACGUCACCGAACUUAAAGUCAGGAUUGGACGUCGCAAGACGGACAACUCUAUAGACACGCUCCGCUCUCGAGCUGCGCACUCAGUCCUGGAUUCGUGGAGUUCCACUUUCCAAGAUCCAACCUACCGGGGCUCUGAAUUCUUAGAGCAAUGGCCUGACGGGCGGCUGCUACAGCCAUCGUACCUCAAUGGAGGACCUUGGCUUUCAACAUUCGGACACAGUAUCACUGAGUUCGCCCGCGUUUGCCAGUGUAUAACUGGCCACGCGCCCAUUGGAGCGUAUUACCGUCGCUUCAAGAUCAAUGAGCCUCAUGGCUGCACUUGCGGGGCUGCUUUGCAGUCUCGCCAGCACGUCCUCUUUCGCUGUCGCAAUCGCUACUCCGUGCAUUACCCCCGCUUUCUUGGGGAUAUUGCAUCUUUUAUGAAGUACAACCCCACAGUGUUUGGCUUCAACCAGGACCCUUCGGGUGUUGGAUAA
Messenger RNA from Cyclocybe aegerita, 582 nucleotides. The record is from the annotation of a GenBank genome assembly. NCBI's taxonomy places the organism in Eukaryota, Fungi, Basidiomycota, Agaricomycetes, Agaricales, Hemipholiotaceae.